Melopsittacus undulatus (budgerigar) is the source of this 4138-nucleotide messenger RNA. It is a transcript of the gene KANK3, whose product is annotated as KN motif and ankyrin repeat domains 3. Gene Ontology annotation, biological process: negative regulation of actin filament polymerization. Gene Ontology annotation, cellular component: cytoplasm; cytoskeleton. Lineage: Eukaryota; Metazoa; Chordata; Aves; Psittaciformes; Psittaculidae. Bases 134 to 3082 code for a protein of 982 amino acids. Gene Ontology annotation, molecular function: protein binding. The transcript is spliced from 10 exons. The record is from RefSeq and is a predicted model, not a curated record.
GGUCCGCCCUCGGCCCGGCGGCGCCGCUGCACCCCGAAGCCGCCGGGCUCGGGUCGGCGGCCCCGCGCUGCAGCCCAGACGUGCGGACGGCGAGGUUGAUGGUCCCCUGGUCAGUAGCAUCCUUCGGGAGAAGAUGGCUCAGCCUGCACCUCUGAACCAGAACCUCCCAGAUCUCGGUGGCCCAUUCUUGUACCGGGACCAGGACAAUGGGGAGAAGAGCUCAUAUUCCGUGGAAACCCCUUACGGCUUCCUGCUGGACCUGGAUUUCCUCAAGUACGUUGAUGACAUUGAAAGCGGCCAGACCCUCAAGAAGGUGCCACUGCCCCGGAGGGCAAAAGGGCCGCGGCAGCCCCCCAGUACCCUGCGCAGCCCCAGCAGCCACGUCAGCGCCUGGACCUCCACCGAGUCCCUGGCCUCCACAGCCAGCGAGGACGGGAGGACUCUGCUGCUGUCCCCGCAUGGCCGCGCGCCCCUGGACCCCCCGGGGAAACCAGCCCCACAUCCCAUCUCACCACCACCACUGCGGCUGCUGCCACCUCCCACCCGCAAGUGUGGGCUGAGGAACCCGCGCGUGGAGAAGACGCUGCUGGAGACCAGCCGGAGGCUGGAGCAGGAGCAGGACAGGGCCGGUCCCUGCCGCAGCAGCGCUUCGGGAGCCCCGGGGCAGCCCCUGCCAUGGGUGCCGGGGGAGGGCUGGGGCCGGGGCAGCCCCGGCAGCUCGGGGCGCAGCACACCGGCCGCGGGGCUUGGCACGGCCCCACUGCAGCACGUGCGGGAGCAGAUGGCGGCAGCUCUGCGGCAGCUGCGGGACCUGGAGGAGCAGGUGAAAACCAUCCCAAUGCUGGAGAUGCAGAUCUGCGAGCUCAAGAGGGAGAAGGCGAAGCUGAUGGAGAAGCUGUCGGGAGAGCCCAGCGAGGCUCUGAGACACCGCUGUGGCUCUGAGGUGGAGGCAGGGGGUGAGGAGCUGCCCCAGGCGGGGGCAGAGCACGAAGCAGAGCCCAAAGGCCGAGCGAGCAAGAUCGUGGAGCUGAGGAAGCUGACGGAGAAGCUGGCAGUGCCGGAGCGGGGGGUUAGGGGCUGGCCAUGCCGGAGCCCCCGGGCUGCUGAGAGGCCCACGUGCCGCUCCGUGGCGGUGGGCGAGGACCGGGCCAUGGCCGAUGCCGUCUUCUACUACCGGUCAGAACAAGAGGGCGGUGACGUUCCAGACAGCGGGAUGAGGGAGCGCAGGGACGCAUCCGUGUGGGUGCUGGAGUCCUCGCUGGGGGUGCCCAGUGAGGCGGAGCAGGAGCUGGAGCUGCUGCAGCAGACGGUGGGGCACCAGAAGGAGGUGAUCGCACUGAUGGAGGGGCACCUGCGGGAGGCCACGCAGGAGCUGGAGGAGCUGCGGCACGAGGUGUGCGCCCGCCGGCCCCGUGCGCGCCUGGACAAGGAGGUGAUGGCCAAGCCUCGGGUGGCCGAGGCGCAGGUGGAGGCUGUGGUGGCCACGCAGAGCCGGGGAGCCGGGGAGCCGCCGCAGGUGGUGGAGGCUGCCGUGGGCUGCUGCCCACAGACUGCCUGUGCCGCCGUGAGCUGCUGCCCCGACCUGCAGGAUGUGGCCGUCGGCCCCAGUUCGGCAGCGAGGGGUGAGGACAAGGGCAGCCAGACCGACACGGGCAGCACUGGCGCCGAGGGAGAGGAGAUGGAGCCUGGUGCAGGUGACGCCCCAGAUGGUCCCUUGGCAUGGGGCACAGGAGCGAUGGAGGGGACACCCCAGAGCAGCUCAAGCCCUGGGGCAGGCACAGCAGAGGUGACACAGAGCAGCCGGAAUCCAUCCCCAGCACGAGAUGGAGGAGCCACCCCAAGCCCUGUGGCUGGUGAGUCGGUGCCAAGGGUAACAGCAGGGAGAGGGGUGGCUCUGCUGGGGCCAGGCCUGUGCCACAGCCUGCACACAGACCAUGUCCCUUCCAUGGAGUCCGGCAGGUCUGCAGUGCUGCUGACACUCGUACCUCUGCCCCCAGGAGCCCUGAAGUCCAUCAUGAAGAAGCGGGAUGGUGCCCCGAGGAGCGAGGCCGAAGGCAGCAAGAAGAGCCUGCAGUUUGUGGGCGUGCUGAACGGGGAGUAUGAGAGCACAUCCAGUGAGGAGGAGGAAGAAGGAGACAGCUCCUCUGAGAAGGCUUCAGCCGACAGCUCCGACAGUGAUGAGCAAGGGGACACUGAAACCUCAGAUGAAGAAGCUGGGGAAGGGGAGUGUGAGCCAGGACAGGAGUGUGAGGAGGACAGCGUGACCCUGCUGGAGCCCACCGAGGUGAAGGAGAAGUUCGAGCUGAGCCCCAGGAUGCGGGAGGCCUGCCUCAUCGUCAAGACUCACCUGGGCCACCCCGGGGCCACCAAGAGCAAAGAGGUGCUUGCCAGCAGCAGCCUGGUUCUGCAGGAGUGGUUCCGUCUGUCCAGCCAGAAGUCCUCGGUGCCCGACACGGUGGCCAACCACCUCCUGGCCUUUGCUGAGGUGUCUCCAGCCCUCCUGGCCCACGUGGUGAACCUGGCGGAUGGGAAUGGCAACACAGCCCUGCACUACAGCGUCUCCCACUCCAACUUCCACAUCGUGCGGCUGCUGCUGGACACAGGGGUCUGUAAUGUGGACCACCAGAACAAAGCUGGCUACACAGCCCUCAUGCUGGCAGCACUGGCGGCCGUCGAGCAGGAGGAUGACAUGAACAUGGUCAGGAGGCUCUUCAGCAUGGGCAACGUCAACGCCAAGGCCAGCCAGGCCGGGCAGACAGCGCUGAUGCUGGCUGUGAGCCAUGGCCGGCAGGAGAUGGUGGAGGCUCUGCUCGCCUGUGGAGCUGAUGUGAACCUGCAGGACGAGGAGGGCUCCACCGCACUCAUGUGUGCCUGUGAGCAUGGGCGUGUGGAGACCGUGAAGCUGCUGCUGGCUCAGCCCACCUGUGACAUCUCCAUCGUGGACAGUGACGGGAACAACGCUGUUGCCAUCGCGCUGGAGGCUGGGCACAGCAACAUCGCUGUGCUCCUCUAUGCCCAUCUCAAUCAGGGGACAUCACCAACAGCCACCAAGAGCUCUGGGGGCCCAAAGAAACCAAAUUAGAGCGACCUCAGGAGCCAGCCCUCAGCACCAGGCUACGGUUUAUGUCCCCCUUGCCUGCUGAAUCACGCCCUGCAGAUGCUUUAACCCUCCUGUCACAGAGUAUGCCUGUCCCUGGGCCUCAUCACAGCUGGAAGCAGCCCAUGCACAGCCACCUUGCUCCACCAAGUGACAGAGGAGGCGAGCAUCAAGCAACCGGGGUGGGAAACAAUGAGCAGAAGCUGACCCCAUCCCAUCUGCUCCCAUCAGCCCUGCGCUGCCUCGGAGCCCUUUGCAAGUCCUUCACUCACUGGAACAGCAGCAAACAAGCCCAGCAGAAGCAGAGCUGGUGACAAGGAGCAGGGCUGCUGGGCCCUGCUGUGCUGCAUGCUGCCAGUGGGAAGCUCAGCAGCCGCAAGACACAAACCCAAUGAUCAGUGCUGCCUUGGACAUGGCGUGGGAGCAAUUUCAGACUGAAAUACUGCUCCUUCUCUUCUGGCCUUUCCUUUCCGGGCUGAAAUCUGAUUAUUUUUUUCCCUAGCACAUGCACACAGAGCAAAAAGAAUUAUAUUGCUUAGUCAAAGGAUGGAGUUGAACAAGAAAGCACUUAGUGAUUUGAUGUGCAGAAGCACUGAGCACCCAGGGGUGCCACUGAGCUGACAGAAGGGGGCUGAGUCAUAGAUGCAUUUAGGGACAUUUAAGAUACCCCCCACAGGGAGCAGAGACCUCCUCCCAGGGCAAAGAGAGUCAGCAGCCACUUACUGUGAAGGCAGCCAGAGCCCCAACCAAGCCCCUCUGCCCACUUCCCAAAGGGGACAAGAGCAGCUCAUAUUGUUCCAGGAAAAAAACCAUGAUGGGCAAGAGUUGAGAGCAAGCUGCAGAGAUGGACACGAAUGUCAGAGGACGUGUGUAUGAGUGUGUGCCAGGCAGGGUGGGAACAGACAAGGAAAGCACUAAGGACUGGGAGUGAAGAGGAAAAGGGUUCUGCAUGUGAAGCUGGCUCUGCUCUGAAUCCUUCGCAGAGGUGCCAUGUCACAGCUCCCAUCUCUGUUCCUUGGCUCCCCAGCAUCACUCUCGCCC